This is a messenger RNA of Pocillopora damicornis (cauliflower coral), 4226 nucleotides long. RefSeq names its product BMP-binding endothelial regulator protein. Gene Ontology annotation, molecular function: protein binding. Lineage: Eukaryota; Metazoa; Cnidaria; Anthozoa; Scleractinia; Pocilloporidae. Gene Ontology annotation, cellular component: extracellular region. The record is from RefSeq and is a predicted model, not a curated record.
CAUUACGCAUUGCAGCAAAAACUGUGAACAGUUCUUUAAUUGUGUUUUCAUUACUCAUGUCAGCUUAACACCUUAUAAUUUUUUUUUAAAGCGUAACGGUUGGCAAGGAUCCUGUUCAUAAUGGCGUCCAUAAACGAAGAAGUACUUAAUUGUCUUUGUUUUUCUCUUCCAGUGAACUGGAAAUUCAAAGUUCACCGCGUAGCCUAAAUGAGAUAAAAAGGUCGGCACUGAAGAUUUUUUCCCCCUGGCAGCAAAUACCGUGUCAGAAGCGAGGUUAUUGGACAGUGUUGACGUCUACACUUUUAAAAGAUAACACGAUAAGCAGUAAUUAAAGAAAUAACUCUAGGCAACAAGAGAAGUUACUUUAACAAGGUUAUGCUACUUCAGCGUCGCGCUACACAUGUUUUGAGAGAUUUGGUGACUUAUUCAAAUUGCUCAAAAUUAAGCCAAUUUUUUUGGGCCUUGUCUUCAGGCGCCGCUCUGACUGGGCUCAUUCAAGAGCUCAUUCUUGAUAAUGAAUUGAAUAAACUUGGCACUUACUGCUGAAAUCCUUUCCAAAUUACACCCAUCCGUUGUGUGUUAUGCUCACAGCACAGAAACAAAUCAAUAACAUUCAAGAGAAGUUCAACAACGGGAAAUUGGCUCGAUACGCCAGACAGAUAAAUGAAGGCAUGCGAUGAGUACAAAUUCAAACAUGCGAAAAUCAUAGAGAUCGCUAUCAAUAACCUGCAAACGAUUAUGCACAACACCUUUGAUGUAUUGAAAUCGGGAGCAAACAAAGAACUCGCUAGACAAAUAAAGCAAAGAGAAAAAUACACAACUAUACACCACUUACAGAAUAACCCUCGUGGUAUAAAACAAUCGACAAAGCUUAACUUAAACUCAAUCUUCUACACCGAUAACUGGCUACAUACGAGCCAUUGACACACACAUACAAACUCUCACUAUGGGAUCGUGUUAUGUAAAUCGCUGUUGACAGCUUGACCUGUUUUGAGUAUGGCAGCGAUGAUAAAUGAUCAAGCAACCCAAAGGUAUGUUUGAAAUGAACCAGCUUCUGGUGAUAGGCAGUGAUUAAUGUCAUUCGGUCAUCGAUUAGUGUUCGCGUGCUCAACACUAUGCACCACAAGUAAUAUAUCACAGAAGCCUUCUUCUCCUCCCCCGAUCGUCGGCGGCGCCUGCGUGGCGAGAAAUUUGCGAGUCUUUGUGACGGAAGUGGGAAAAGUCCGUUGAAAAGCGACACACAUACGCUCAAUUGUCAUUAUAUAAGCCCAAGCUAGAACACUUAAGAUGCAGUGAAGUGGAAGUCGUAAUCGGGUUAAGGUUGACUUGACUAUAUUUUAGAAAAUCGUUUUGGCAUGUUUGACUCAAGGCAAGGUAAUUUGCGGCUGUCGAGUUCGCUCGCUUUUUUGCUCCUCAUUUCCUCUGUUGCUGGUGGCGGCGUGGCACCGGGAUUUAAAAUACAAGGGAGCCUGGCUUCGUGCACUGUUGAGAACGCAGUCAUUGAGCUACCAAUUUUGGCGGGAAAUCCAUGUUUUGUGUGCCGAUGCAAGAACAAAUCUGUGGAAUGUUCGCGCGAGGUCUGUCCAAGGACGAACGCAUGCAAGGGAACUCUGAAGAGAGAGAAAGGCAAAUGCUGUCCCGUUUGCAAUGAAAACCAAGGACCGGCUUCGUGUACACAUCAAGGGAGAACUUAUAAGCACAACGAUUCUUGGUUUGCAAAGGAAUGCAAAAUCUGCUUUUGCACAAAUGGAACUGUCUCAUGCCAGCUUCAAAAAUGCAGCCCAAAAAAUUCACUUAGAUGCCCGGAGGGCAAGGCACCAGGUCUGGUUCCAGGGGCUUGCUGCCUUCAAUGUGUAGAGAAGACUGGUGUUUGUACAUCGUAUGGAGACCCACAUUAUCGAACAUUCGAUGGUCAAAUGUUCAACUUUCAUGGCACUUGUCGAUACCAACUCACGUCAGACAACGCAAACUUUACCAUACGCAUGCGUAAUGAUCGGCGAUACACCAAAGUCUACGCUUGGUCCAAGGCCUUGGCGAUCCAUUUGGUUGACUCCUCGAUUGUUUUACAUAAGGACCUGCAAGUGAAAGUGAAUAAGUCGGAUGUGAAGCUACCAUACUAUCAUCUGCCUUAUUUUCAGAUAACGAAGGGUAGUUUUACCAUAACCCUUGUGUCCAACAUGGGAGUUCAGGUCCAGUGGGAUGGUAAGGGUUUCAUUGAGAUAAGAGUGCCGAAGAGUCUUAUGGGUAAAGUCGACGGGCUGUGUGGGAAUUUCAACGGUAACUCAAAAGACGACUUUAAUCUGAAAAACGGCAGGCGCGCUACGUCCGCUCAAGAAUUUGGAGAAAGUUGGUCAUUGGGUCGAAGAAAUCACGGGUGCAAGAAAGCCCCUUCAGAACCAGUGAAGUCAACGAUGUCACAAUGUCGUUUGCGGAGACUCAUUAGUGGUCGUAAACGAUGCUCUGUUAUCAAGAAGCAGUUUGCAAACUGUCACGGAAAGGUGAAGCCGGACGCAUAUUACUCGUCGUGCGUUUCGGCGGUCUGUCAGUGUACAGGAAGGCGGUGCGAAUGUGACGCUGUUCUGGCUUACAAAAACAAGUGUAAAAGCGAAGGAAUCACAGUGAACUGGGGCAGGAAUUGGAAAACUUAUUGUGGAGUCUCUUGCGCUGUCAAAGGCGCCGUCUUUGAUGACUGUGCUCCUGCCUGUCAGCGGACGUGCGACAACAAGGAUGACGUAAGUGUUCCGUGUCCCAGCAGCUCUUGCGUGCCUGGUUGUCUGUGUCCGGUGGGAACUGUAUGGAACAGUCAAAGGACAAAAUGUAUUCAUCCGGAGAAAUGCCCUCCACAGCUGUCGUCCAUUCAGGGUAAACUACGAAGAGCGGCUGUGAGUUUGAAGAGGAGUCACAAGUGGAUGAUCAGACAACUGAAGAAUAACGAUGGAAGAUAAAGAUAGUUUUAGCCGACAACAUUUGCAUUCAAUAACUCAUAUAUGAACCAGCUGGUCAGUACUUCGAUGAAACACGUGUAUGCGCGCGCAUAGUCGCAAGGAUUCGUCCAAUUCAUAUGACAGGAGAGAAAGGAGAGAUGGACGGUUUCCAUUGACUGCUCAGCAGCAACAAUAACUUUACAAAUUACACCCAUGGACUGUGAAGCUAUCAACGAGACCAUACAUAUGUAACGAAGUCUAUGGUUUCACAAAUAGUUUUAAUCUUACACAUCGCUAUCAGUUGCGUAGCAUUAGUCAUCACACGCGCGUAUCGAACUAAUAUAUAUUUUUUAUCUCAAAGGAUAUAUAUUUUCUCACCGAAACCUGAGUGGUGGAUAUCAAAUCAUCCAUAGAAGAACUCCCUUUAGAACUACCCCUCCCCCUAACUCAACAUUAACCCUAACUUGUUACACUUGACUGUUGUUCAGUUAGGGGAGGGGUAGGUGCGAAGUUUCUUUGAUACUGACAUUGCUUAAUGUUGACAUUCGAAACCUCGUCAUAUCUGUAAUAAUCCUAUAAAUGACAACGUAUAUUAUUUAUGAAUCUUUAAAUUGUCUUACUCAUCUGUUGCAUCAGGAACCAAUAACUAUUAACCCGUGGUCUCAAAGAAUACCUUACAAAUAUUUUUACCAAAUAAGACUGAAAUUUUCCUUAGACUUUUAACAGUGUCAUGUAAGCAUUUGCCCUGGUUUCAACUAAAGUACAACCCAAAAUUUGAAUGUAAUUUUUAGUGAAAAGUUUACCACAUAAAAUUUUUUCCACUUAUUAAGGAACCAAGCCUUAUACUAAAGAAAGGCUGGGGUCAUUUCAAAAGGGAUCACAAUAUGAAAUCACUUGGAAAACCUUGUCAUUAUAUCCUCUUAAAACUGGAAUUAAGAUCGAUGGUAUUUAAUUCUUAGUUUAAAAACUGUAAAGGGUUGAUUUCAUACCUAUUUGAUGAUUCCAUGUAAAAAAAAAUUGUAAUUGAAUUGUAUAAACGUCCAAUUUUACGUGUAACGCUCUUUUCUCAGGAAGUGAAGUUUAGCAUAGGAGUUACGUUUCUACCUCUUUACGUUUCGUGGUGUCCAUGUCUUAAUUAACUGAAAAGGCAUUUAAUUUAACACACUCACGAGGCCAUACAAACUGACGACUACGUAAAAUAGGUGAAUUAAUUCACCGUAGUAAGUUUUGAUCAUGACCGGUUUUUUUAGCAAACAAGGUAAUAAAGUUUCGCUAAUAAAACGAGAGCGCUUUUCAAUUGAA